Fibroporia radiculosa is the source of this 2364-nucleotide messenger RNA. RefSeq lists its product as uncharacterized. The coding region runs from base 1 to 2364 and encodes 787 amino acids. The record is from RefSeq and is a predicted model, not a curated record. Lineage: Eukaryota; Fungi; Basidiomycota; Agaricomycetes; Polyporales; Fibroporiaceae. Gene Ontology annotation, cellular component: membrane coat; AP-3 adaptor complex. The transcript is spliced from 9 exons. Gene Ontology annotation, biological process: intracellular protein transport; vesicle-mediated transport.
AUGGACUUCAACAUCAUUUCCGAAAAUGCGUCUAGGCUUGGGGCGCGGCUGCAGGAGACGUUCUCGGAGCACACCCGCGAUCUAAAUAUUGCGCGUGCGUCGAGCUCGACAUAUCUCGACAAUCCUGAGGAAAAGGUGAAGAACAUCAAGAAACAGCUCGACUCGAACAGCGACAGGGAAAAGCUGGAGGCGAUGAAGAGGCUCAUUGCACUCAUCUCAAAGGGCCGCAACGUCUCCGAGUUCUUCGCGCAGGUCGUCAAGAACGUCGCCUCCCACAACCUCGAAAUUCGCAAGCUCGUCUACAUUUAUCUCCUCCGCUACGCAGAGCACGAGCCCGACCUCGCCCUCCUCUCCAUCAAUACUUUCCAAAAGGACCUCUCCGAUUCCAGCCCCCUCAUCCGCGCCAUGGCCCUCCGCGUCCUUGCCGGCAUCCGUGUACCCAUGAUUGGCAGCAUCGUUGUCCUCGCAAUCAAGAAAUGCGCUGCAGAUGUAAGCCCCUACGUCCGCAAGGCCGCAGCCCUUGCCAUUCCAAAGUGUUACAGCUUAGACUCCUCCCACCAGCCAGAACUCAUCACCAUCAUCUCUACUCUCCUCCGCGAUCGCUCUCCGCUCUCACUGGGAAGUGUUGCCGUCGCCUUCGCAGACGUCUGUCCAACGCGCCUCGACCUUCUUCACCCGCACUACAGACGCUUGUGCCGCACGCUCAUCGAUGUGGAUGAAUGGGGUCAGGCAGACCUCUUGGGUCUGCUUAUCCGUUAUGUGCGCACUAUGCUUCCGCGUCCCGCCACAAAUCCAGAUACAAAUACCGACGAAGUGGACGACGACCUGAAGCUCCUCUUAGACUCUGCUGAGCCAUUGUUCCAGUCACAGAAUCCCGCGGUCGUGCUCGCUGUCGCACGCGUCUUUUACUACUUGGGGCCUCAGUCACAGACAUCGAAGGUCGUACUUCCUCUCCUUCGCCUAUUGCACGCGUCUCAAGAAGUGGAGCGAGUCGUGCUUGCAUAUCUCGCUACUGCCUCUCCUUUGCUCUCGCAAGCUCUUGCUCCUCACUAUGCACGCUUCCUUGUACGAACAGACGAUGUGCGCCAAACGAAGAAAGACAAAAUUCGCCUCUUACGCGCGGUAAUCACUCCAGAUACCCACCAAGCGCUCCUUCGCGAAUUUAUAGCCUACGCGGAUGAUACAGAUGACGUGCUUGUCGCAGAUGCUAUUCAGGCUAUCGGAUAUUGCGCGCGUCACAUCCCUGAAUCCACCCAGCAAUGCCUCUCGGCACUGAUGUCAUUCAUUCAGAGCAAACAUGACGUCGUCGUCGCUAACGCAGUUCUCGUCCUCAAGUCCCUCGUACAAAUACGUCUGCAGCAGCAAUCCCCACCCUUACACACCUCAGUUCCCGGGAGCUCCACCACCUCCCCAUUGUCCAUCAUCUCGCGGCUGGCCUGGAAGAUCGACGAGAUCCAGCAUCCUAAAGCGCGCGCAUGCGUCCUCUGGCUUGUCGGCCAGUACGCGGCGUCGGAUACCGAGCCACAGUUGAAUGGUGUGCAGCAUACGGGAAGCAUCGAGGGCAUUGCGGAUUGGGCGCCGGACGUGCUGCGUAAGUCUGUCAGGUCGUUCGCCCAAGAGACCCCAAUCGUGAAACUGCAGAUUCUCACACUUGCAGCGAAACUACUAGUGCUCUGUCCGACAGACCGCGCACUCGGCCUCCUCACGCGUUAUGCACUGUCACUCGCACGAUUCGAUCUCAAUUUUGAUGUACGCGAUCGAGCGCGGAUGCUAGGCUCCCUCCUGUUCGGGGUGAAUCCUACAGUUUUGCAGGACAGUGAUGAUUCGUACGAGAACCCGGGCGGCGUGACGCUGCGCCGCGAACAAGUGAGGAUGGUGCUUUUCGAGGGAAAGCUCGGAACUGCUGAGGAAUUGUCGAAGACAGCAGACGGAGAACGCCAGUUCUUUGGCUCGCUCACUGCGGUCACAGGAAGGGAAUUCCUUGACAGCCACCUCCCAGAUUGGCUCGAAGAGGGCACCGAGUCGUCCCUUAGAGAUACUGAAGACGAUGCCCCCCCGCCGCCUAUGAUCUCACAGAUUUCAUCUCAGUCGGGUCCCCGUGCAAUAAGCUCACGGGCGACACCUAUUGUCCUAACGCCUUCGAACGGAUUGUCUCCUUCGAGUUCGUUCGUACGCCAGAAUGGAUCACGAUCUGAUUGGACAGAUCUCGAUAAGUUCUACGAGGACACGAACGACGAAGAGGACGAGAGCGAAGACAGUGAAGACGAAGAUGAUAGCGAUGACGACGAGGAAACCGGGGAAGAUGGAGAGGGACCUGAUGAAAGCGAUGACGACGAGAGCGAAGAAGAGCAAACCCAUAGAUAA